AUGCCCGUCCAUGGUAUAGGCAUCGACAUUCUCCACGUCCCCCGUCUGGUAGCCCUCAUCAAACGACGUGGCCUGUCCAAGCUCGCCUCGCGCAUACUCAGUCCAGUCGAACUAGGCGCUUUUCGCGCGCUGACAUGCCAGCCUGAGAGCGGCGGCGGCGGGACAUCCGUGGCGAACGAACGAGGUCUGGAGUCGAUCGUACGGUUUCUGGGUGUACGGUGGGCAGUCAAGGAAGCAGCGUACAAAGCUCUCUACCCGCUCCGACCGACAUGGAAAGAGCUCACAUAUACGUCUUUUGACAAUGCAACACCGGCAAGACUCCAUGUUUCUGCCAGUCAUGAUGGGGAGUAUAUCGUUGCGAGUGUAUUGGCUGAGUCGGGCUGA
Messenger RNA from Pisolithus orientalis, 384 nucleotides. RefSeq names its product 4'-phosphopantetheinyl transferase. Bases 1 to 384 code for a protein of 127 amino acids. The record is from RefSeq and is a predicted model, not a curated record. The transcript has 3 exons. Gene Ontology annotation, molecular function: magnesium ion binding; holo-[acyl-carrier-protein] synthase activity. Lineage: Eukaryota; Fungi; Basidiomycota; Agaricomycetes; Boletales; Pisolithaceae.